CCUAGAAACAAUACAGGAUAACAUGUGUCUUUGACAGGGCUAUUCUACAGCAGCGGGAUGACCAAGCACUGCGACUGUCCGUUUCCUCUGCCGCUCAGAACACUUCUCCCAGACUCUGUCUCAAACUGCUAUUUCUCGCCAAUAUGCGAGCAGGCUAUCUCUAGCAGACAAAUCAACCCAAGCGUCAAAACAGAGCUCCCAUGACCGACCAUCUCUGACAGAUGUUAAUGAGGCUCUUAAAGUCCAGUUCUGGGGCUUGCUGAACGACCUUGACCCUGCCUAUACUGAUCUUCUGGCCAUCAUGGCUGAUAAUGUACGUCAGCAGCUCCACUGUCUAGCAGACCUGAAGCGUUCACUGGUAUCAUUUUCAGAAGAUGCUGCAACAUUGUUCAAUAACGUCAGUUUAGAAGCAGUUGUAAACGACUCUGAAGGAAACCGUACUCGAGCAGAGUAUGCAGAUUUGUUGGUUAAUUAUCUGAAAGAUGUCAGCGGAUCCCUACGUCAAAGAUUCGACAACGCGACGUUCUGGUCCACAAACUCACUAAAGUGGGGUUUGGAAACAACGCUUGCGAAUGAUGCCGUGCAACCUAAAAAUGAGUUUUACCGAAUAAGAUUAAUGAAGGGCUCUCUUCAAAUUCAUUUUGAAACCAUCCGAAGGGACCUUGACAAGGUAUACUUCUGGAUCCAGACUAUCAACAAGCGAUCACGUGACGGCUCACCGACCAAUCAUCUCAAGGCUGGGAGCCUGUCCCAGCUGCACUACAACAAUGCUGUAGACGACAUCAGGAGGAUUGAACGCCUGAUACAGAUGUUGCUGACGUACGUGGUGCAGUUCCAGAACAUGCCGUCGGUCUCCCACCUGAUCAAGCUCAAACAGCCGCUAUACACUUUUCUUCAGCCUUCCUUUUAUCAGGACAACGUGCUGAACGUGAAUAUCUACUUCGAGGACCUGAGCGUUGAGGAAAGAGUCAAGUCCGAAGCCUACUCUGUGGAAGGACUCGUAUGUGACAUUGGCGGAAGUAUCGGGUUGUGUCUGGGCGGAAGUAUCCUCACCUUCAUCGAGGUUGCUGACCUCAUUCUCUUCUCAAGGAAGAGGAGGAAAGAUGACUCAGAUCCCAGCAAGCCAGGUACAGCCAUGGAAGACCUCCCCCAGAAGCAGGAUCCGUCAUGCACUUAAACCAGGAGGUACCGGGCGUCCAGCUGAUGCUGUAUGGAGUUAGACAUUGGUUGUAUUGGGAUAUACCUCACGGUUCAAGUCUAUUGCUGGUAUAACUGAAGCUACUAAUGGUGUACAAGCAAUUGUGAAAAUACCAACCGCUUAUUUACACUGUAGCGACGGAACUUUACCUUUUCCAGCUAUUUAUUCCAGUCGUGUCAGUUUUGCGAUUCGACUUUUCAUGUUGUUCUUGUUUCGAUUUGUGUACGAAUGUAAUGGAGAAGUUUGUGUAUGGCCGCGCAUUAAGCUGCAGUUGUAUCACUUGGGUCAUUUAGAUAAACAAAGCUACCGGUUUCUACACAACACAGCCAGCAUGUCACGCCAACAAUGUACUUUGGUGAGAAAACUGCGAUAACUGUUAUAUUUUGCAAAAUUAAGGGGAGACAACUCGUGCUAAGGGACACAACUCUUCAGUGUCGGUUGAAGCGCAUCUUACCUCGGCAUCAACUUGUCACUUGAUGUACUUUCGUUUAGUGUUCUGUGUUUUUGUAAUUCUUUCAAUAAAUGUUGCAAGAAACCC
This is a messenger RNA of Haliotis rubra (blacklip abalone), 1736 nucleotides long. RefSeq lists its product as uncharacterized. Gene Ontology annotation, molecular function: ligand-gated sodium channel activity. Gene Ontology annotation, cellular component: membrane. The coding region runs from base 302 to 1177 and encodes 291 amino acids. The record is from RefSeq and is a predicted model, not a curated record. NCBI's taxonomy places the organism in Eukaryota, Metazoa, Mollusca, Gastropoda, Lepetellida, Haliotidae. Gene Ontology annotation, biological process: sodium ion transmembrane transport. The transcript is spliced from 4 exons.